AUGAUGGUGGUACUGCAGUUAAUGGCGAUCUGUCUGGCACUGGUCUCGACCCUCUUCCUCAUUGUGGCUACCUGGACAGACUGCUGGAUGGUCAAUGCAGACGAUGACUUGGAGGUCAGUCAGAAGUGCAGAGGCCUGUGGUGGGAGUGCGUCACCAACACGCAGGAUGGCAUUCGCACCUGCGACCAGUACCAAUACGAGACCAUCCUGGCAGAGCACCCGCUGAAGAUCGUGCUGACCCGUGCUCUGAUGAUCAUGGCGGACAUUUUGGCCAGCUUCGCCCUCAUCAUCCUGGUGCUGGGCCUGGACGUCAUCAAGAUCCUGAAGGAGGAGCCGCACAUCAAGAUCAGGAUAUACUACUUUGCAGGAUUUAUCUUCGGGAUAGGAGGCAUUCCGGGUAUGAUCGGAUCCGUGUGGUAUGCAGUGGACGUGUAUGUGGAAAGAGCCACCCUCGUGCUGAAGAAUGUGUAUCUGGGAAUGCACUAUGAGUUCGGCUGGUCCUGUUGGCUGGGAAUGGCUGGCUCCACCGGAUGCUUUCUUACCUCAAUUGUGCUGACCUGCUGUCUGUAUAUUUUCAGAGAUGCCAGAUCAUCGCAGCACCACAGGUCCAUAUACCAGUACGGCAGGACAGCCGCGGGGAAGAAGUAUGCCAUGGACUCGCGUGUGUAG
Molecule: messenger RNA, 669 nt
Organism: Conger conger (European conger)
Lineage: Eukaryota; Metazoa; Chordata; Actinopteri; Anguilliformes; Congridae
Product: claudin-16-like
Exons: 5
Coding region: 1-669 (222 amino acids)
Biological process (GO): bicellular tight junction assembly; cell adhesion
Cellular component (GO): plasma membrane; bicellular tight junction
Molecular function (GO): structural molecule activity
Source: RefSeq, a predicted model, not a curated record